AUGGCCAUCUGGUCGCCGGCUUCCCUGCUCCUGGCCCUGAGGGUCUGUGUGACUCUGGCUGUCGACACCGGUCUAUCUCCUCAUAUACAACCCAUCAGCUACGAUCUGUCUAUCAAGAUGCCAGACCCUUUGAUUUCUGAUGGCUUCACUGCUUCCGUUAUUAUACACUUGCAACUGACGGAGAAAUCUCCGAACAUCACGCUCCAUGCAAAAAAUCUUCACUCAAUGAGAGAAGUGUCCAUGAUAGCUGUGAAUGCCUCAUUUCAACCGGUACUUAUCAGCACUCGUCUUUAUGAAGAGACGGUCGAAUUCAUCUUCCUACGGCCGCUGUCCGUAGGGCAAUACCUACUCACCGUAGGAGAGUACAGUGGCAAAUACUCGAACGGCUCUACGGGUGUGAUUCAGCGGUACCACAAACUUUUCACCACUCACUUGCAGCCGAACUUUGCCCGACAAUUACUACCAUGCAUAGACCAUCCAUCUGUGAAGGCUCCGUUCAGGAUGACCGUCAUCCACCAAACUGGCACUCAGGCUCAAUCCAACACCAUCGCUACGGAUGUUUCGGUGGUGAACGCUACCUGGCAAAAAACUGUUUUCGCACCGACACCACCGUUGCCGGUUUACCUGGUCACUUUCUCCGUAAUGCCGCCCGGAUACCAAGAGGUCGAGCGACAAACAUCAUUCGGUGUGACUGUGCGAGCCCACGCGACAUCGCUGACGACAGCGCGACGAGUUCUCGACGCCGCCGCGGCGUCGUUCGAGUUGCUCGCGAGUAUUAUGGAAAUCCCAUUACCAUUGAACAAGGUUGACUUCAUCAUGGUGCCAAACUACGAUGGUGGUAUGGAGAACUGGGGCCAUAUUCUUCUGUCGGAGAACUUGGCCACUUCUGGUGAUGAUGCCCAUCUUACCUACAUCAUUGCACACGAACUUGCCCAUCAUUGGAUCGGUGACAAAGCAACGGUGAACAGUUGGCGAUGGAUUUGUCUACAGGAGGAUCUCACCGACUACAUCGCUUACAAGGUGGCUGCGGCGGUGAUGGGUCACGAUCAACGCUGGGAACGAUUUUUACUAUCGAAAUACGUGGCCAUUCAACUCACUGAAGAUUUCUUUGCGCCAGAACAUUCGCUGAUGAUGCCUGAUAAUGUCACUCAGAGUCUGAUUUCCUCUCACUGCUAUCUGAAAGGAGUCGUAUUGCUUGAAACCCUCGAAAGCGUCGUCGGUGAGGAAUACAUGCUGGCCGUCAUUCGGAACCUUGUUGCAACCAAAUCAACGUUCGAUCUGAAGACAUUUCUGUUCUACUUUGAAGAUAUACCUGUCGAUAGGAAUGUCUCACUGGCACAGGUAAUCCGCCAUAUGGACGAGCAUCCUGAACAUUUCUCAGCUGUUGGUCGAGCUCAGCUAGUAACCGACUUCUGCUACUUCUAUGCUCAUGAUGAAGUGGACGGUGGCACGGCAGUCAAGGAACUCGUGCUGGAUACUGUCUACCGUAAUCCAGAAUACUUCGAGCUAUGCGACUGGCAUCUCUUCUGGUGUCACUCCACUGCGCCAGCUACCUUACCGCAACUGCUACGACGUGUAGCCCUCGGAGUAACGCGAUUGUUCAAUUCAGACGAUGCCUUCGGCUGCCGUACCGGUAUGGCAGCAAGGAAUCUGAACGCUAUUUGCAAUAGUGUCUUCAGCACGAGAUGUGUUUGA
Haemonchus placei is the source of this 1695-nucleotide messenger RNA. Lineage: Eukaryota; Metazoa; Nematoda; Chromadorea; Rhabditida; Trichostrongylidae. The record is from the annotation of a GenBank genome assembly.